CCUCGCAUGGCCGCAGUGUUGCUCGUUUCUCAGUCUGAUUAGUCUUUACCUCUAUAUUAAUAUCUAAAUAGGACAGAAGUUCAACAAAUUUCGACCAAAAUGAGCGCUCUUGAGGUUUUUGACAGUUUCGAAAAUGUGGCGAAAGCGGCUGAAAAAGAAGAAAACAGCGGGUGCAGUUUGGUGAAAACGCGAAGACACAUCGCACUUUCACCGAAGUACAUCGGGCGGUUACGGACGGGGGUACACGAGAUUUUGGACGCUGAACUUGGCCGUUUUGAAAAGAGGUGGAAUGGUGUUCUGCUGGCUUACGGCAACUUGAAGCUACUUCAAUCUUCUGGAGCUAUCGUCGAUGACAGCCCAUUUAUUUAUUUUGAUGUGGAACUAGAAGCGGUGAUAUUCAAACCAUCAAUCGGUAGUAUUUUAAAGUGCGUUGUGAAUGAGUUGGCGACGGACCACAUUGGUUGCCUGGUCCACGACUGGUUCAACGUGUCUCUACUACCAGACAAGAAGCAGAUCAACGGAGAGUGGCAACCACAGCUCGAGCCAGGCAAUGUGGUCUUGGUACAGGUUGAACAACUGCGGGUGAUGAAUGGAAUGUUGGCUAUAGAAGCCAAGGAACCAUACAAUGGGUUUGGCUUGAGUCAAGAUAGUAAGCUUGUUGUGGACAUCCCUGAUGGCUUGUUACCGCCGACAGCGGCUGGAAUGGAGUCUAGUGAGAAAAGAAAGAAAAAGAAGAAAAAGGAAAAAUCUGGCAGUGAUGUAGCCUCUGUACAAGGCUCAUCUAACCAUGAUAAGCCAAACGCUGUAUUGGCAUUGCAGGCUGGAGAGAAGACUAUUCCCAAGAAGAAAUCAAAGAAACGCAAGUUGUUGGAAACAUCAAUGGAGUCAAGCGAGGGACUGGCUUUGAAUGAUGUAACAACUGGAAAGGAGACUAGCCAAAAGAAAAAGAAGAAGAAGUAUAGUGAUGAAACUAUAGAGAGCAGUGUUGCAGCAGUAGCUGAAGACAGCGCACAUAAAGUGCCAGAAAAGACUGGUGGAGAGACUAGUCCAAAAAAGAAAAAGAAGAAGAAGAGUGACAAAGAUAAAACUAGACAAAAGCUGAUGCCAACUCCUAAUAGUUCAAAUCUAAAUGUUGAAGUCAAAACGGUGGAUUUGAAAACUCCAACGAAGAACAGAAAGAGGCAUUCUUCUUCUCUUUACAGUUGUCAAGUUGCAGGACCUCAGACUGAAGCUUUUACAAAGCUGAAGAAAAAGGGUAAACUGAACGACUCCAGUGCAAAGUCUGCUCGGGGUUUAUUACCGACGGACUCUCAGUGUGAGCUGCCUGUCUUGGCAGACGAAGCAGGCCCCAAGGGAGAGGCAAAGAAAAAGAAGAAGAAAUCCAAACAUGACCGGAACGAUAACGAGUUAAAGAACAAUUUAGACCAUGAGGCCUCAGUAAAAGAGGAACACGCUAGUCUGAAAUCGUUGACCUCGGGGUCAAAGGUGAAGAAUCACAAAAAGCAAAAAAGCAAAGAUGGCCUUGAAAUCGCGGGUAAUGGACAUGAUGGAGUGAGCAAAAAGAAAAAGAAAAUAAAAAAGAAAGAUGCAAACUAGGCCCCCCAAAGAAAACUCGUUUAGCGUCCUCCCGUUUGAAAAAAGGGAAUGGGUUUUUUUUUUAAUGGCCAGCCAAAUUAGUUUUUAAGACACAUUUGUUUUGUACACCGG
Messenger RNA from Asterias rubens (European starfish), 1707 nucleotides. Its product is annotated as DNA-directed RNA polymerase I subunit RPA43-like. Bases 100 to 1596 code for a protein of 498 amino acids. The record is from RefSeq and is a predicted model, not a curated record. Gene Ontology annotation, biological process: DNA-templated transcription initiation. Lineage: Eukaryota; Metazoa; Echinodermata; Asteroidea; Forcipulatida; Asteriidae. The transcript has 4 exons. Gene Ontology annotation, cellular component: RNA polymerase I complex.